AUGGACAUGACCGCAGCCCGAGUGACAAAAAAUCAUCGGAAACUCCUGCUGAAGAACGGCCCGGCAGUACCGCAGCCAAGCAGUGCCAUCUCUGGACGGGAAAAAAGCAACGUGGAGAAGCUUGCACGUGCGCAGCAGUCCCGAAAACGGCUCAUGAGAGAAGUGUGUGAGAAAUACAGAAGCAGCAAUGCCAAGAGGACUAUAACACGCAAUCACGUAUCGAGAGUCUUUGUUGCGGACAGAUAUAAGCUUCUGUAUUGCGAGGUGCCCAAAGUGGGCUGUUCUAACUGGAAAAGGGUCCUGAUGGUCCUUGAAGGUCUGGCCUCCUCUACGGGGGAGAUCCAACACGAGGACGUACACUACGGGAACCACCUGAGACGGCUGGAUUCUUUCGACCGUCAGGGAAUCGCGCUGCGUUUGCAGACCUACACCAAAGUGCUCUUCCUGAGGGAGCCUUUCGAGAGGCUCGUGUCCGCUUUUCGCGACAAGUUCGAGAGCCCGAACUCUUACUACCAUCCAGUCUUCGGAAAGCCCAUCAUUUCACGUUACCGUAGCAACGCGUCGCGGACGGCUCUCCGCACAGGGGAAGGUGUUACGUUUAAAGAGUUUAUACAGUACCUGUUGGACGUUCACAGGCCGGUGGGAAUGGACAUUCACUGGGAGCCGGUGGGGCAGCUCUGUAGUCCCUGCCUGCUGGACUAUGACUUCGUCGGAAAGUUUGAGACGUUAGAGGCAGAAGCUAAUUUUCUAUUGAGGAGUAUCGGUGCCCCUACCAAUCUAACCUUCCCCAGUUUUAAAGACAGGAACCCUAACGCGGAGAGAACUUCCUGCCACAUCACCAAGAAGUACUUUUCUCAGUUGAACCUGACAGAAAGGCAGAGAGCCUAUGACUUUUAUUACAUGGACUACCUCAUGUUCAACUACUCCAAGCCGUUUGAAGAUUUAUACUGA
Messenger RNA from Chanos chanos (milkfish), 951 nucleotides. RefSeq names its product carbohydrate sulfotransferase 8. The transcript has a single exon. Gene Ontology annotation, cellular component: membrane. Gene Ontology annotation, biological process: proteoglycan biosynthetic process; carbohydrate biosynthetic process. The record is from RefSeq and is a predicted model, not a curated record. Lineage: Eukaryota; Metazoa; Chordata; Actinopteri; Gonorynchiformes; Chanidae. Gene Ontology annotation, molecular function: sulfotransferase activity. The coding region runs from base 1 to 951 and encodes 316 amino acids.